CAUCCUGUCACUCAGAGUCUACAAGAGAAGAUCCGACCGCGACAAAACACUCAUAUGCGUUCUUAAUAAAUGAUGAAAUCCUUCCCUGCCCAUGGAAUUCCCACAUACAGAAAACGGAACGGGAGCACACUGUCAACAAUGAACCCGGGGCCUCGGCUGAUAGAAUAUCCUUAACUUUGUAUCAUCCCUCGAUAUCAUGGCCCAGGUGAACGACAGUGUCUUAAUAAUUGGCGCGGGGGUCUUUGGUAUCUCCACAGCAUAUCACCUUUUAAUCAGAGGAUUCACCGACGUAACAGUCAUCGAGAGAGGAGAGUCGUUGCCCCCAGCCGAUGGAACGAGUAAUGACUUCAAUAGGAUUGUACGCACGUCCUACAACGACCCUUUUUAUGCCAAUCUCGCUCACGAUGCUAUUCAAUCGUGGAAGAACCAAGAAUUGUUUGGAGACAGUUAUCAAGAAUCAGGUGUUCUUGUUCUUGGUUCCGCGACUUCCUACGUACAUCAAUCGUAUGAAGGCGAUGUAGCGCUGGGUUUGCGCUUGAAAACACUAGAGAAUGCUGACGCUAUUCGGGGUAUCUUUCCAGACGGCGUCAAGGUAGGGUCCUUUGAUAAGGUCACUGGAUACCUCAACUUAGACGGCGGAUGGGCUCAUGCAGCGAAAGGCGUUUCUGCUUUGACUGCAAAGGUUAUCCAACUGGGAGGAAAGGUGCUUCCUGGAAAGACUGUCAGUGAGCUCUUAAAGGAGAACGACAGGACUGUGGGCGUGCAGUGCAAGGAUGGAUCUUCCUUCAGAGCCAAGUAUAUUGUCAUCGCUACUGGUGCUUGGACACCCUCCGCUUUUCCAGAGCUCAAUCUUCAGGACAAAUUUGUGGCUACAGGACAAUCUGUUACGAUGGUUCAACUUACCCCUGAAGAGGCAAAGACUUAUAGAGAUAUCCCUGUUGUGCUAGACUUCGAUUCGGGGUUUUACUGCUUUCCGCCCAGUGCAGAUAAUAUAGUCAAAAUGGCUAUCCACUCUCGCGGGUACACACAUACCAAAGAUGCGAUAUCAACGCCUCGUACAGUGGUCUCUGAUGGGGAAGAUGGACUUCGUAUUCCAAAGGCCGAUCUCAAUGAACUCAGAGUUCGAUUCAGAGAAGUUUUCCCCGAGCUUGCCGACAAAUCACUGCUUCGCACCCGACUGUGCUGGUAUACAGACACUCAGGACGGGGAUUGGGUAAUCGGCUCUCAUCCAACGGAUAGCGCUUUGAUUUUUGCGACUGCAGGCAACGGACACGCUUAUAAGUUCCUUCCUGUGAUUGGUCGACUCGUUGCAGAUGCGCUUGAAGGAAAAACGGAACCUACGGCGGGGAAGAAAUUUGCAUUCGAUCGCGAGGCGGAUCACAGUGAUCAUUCAAGAGCGGGCACCGAACGACAAGAGCUGGAUCUGGAUCAGUUAUGCACGUCGGAAGAUCUGGCUCGUAGAGUUUGAGCGCCAGCAUACAGAUUAGAAGUAAAUCGUGGUCUAUAGUAUAAAAUACAUGGAACUGCAAU
Guyanagaster necrorhizus is the source of this 1530-nucleotide messenger RNA. RefSeq names its product FAD dependent oxidoreductase. NCBI's taxonomy places the organism in Eukaryota, Fungi, Basidiomycota, Agaricomycetes, Agaricales, Physalacriaceae. The transcript is spliced from 6 exons. The record is from RefSeq and is a predicted model, not a curated record. The coding region runs from base 197 to 1468 and encodes 423 amino acids. Gene Ontology annotation, molecular function: flavin adenine dinucleotide binding; sarcosine oxidase activity; L-pipecolate oxidase activity.